Messenger RNA from Halteromyces radiatus, 574 nucleotides. RefSeq lists its product as uncharacterized. The transcript has a single exon. Bases 122 to 499 code for a protein of 125 amino acids. Gene Ontology annotation, biological process: proteasome regulatory particle assembly. The record is from RefSeq and is a predicted model, not a curated record. NCBI's taxonomy places the organism in Eukaryota, Fungi, Mucoromycota, Mucoromycetes, Mucorales, Cunninghamellaceae. Gene Ontology annotation, molecular function: protein-macromolecule adaptor activity.
UUUGUAUCGGAAAUUCAAUAAACUCCAACGAUUUUAACCUUUCUUUUUUUGAUUUUUUUUUCUUUUCUCUGUAAAGCUCAUUAUACCAGACGACUGUCUUCUCACAAAGCAAUAUUGUAAAAUGGAUAAUGCACAACUGGAAAAGGCACUUUUGGAAAUGCCUAUUGAAACAUUAUUGACGGAAAUUCCAGAAAUACAAAACUCAAUGGUGCACUUGAUUCAGUCCAACAAAGAUAUGAAAGAAUAUGACCCGAAUGGCGAGGAUACAGAUUUGACCACAGCGAUUGAAGAAAACAAUGAUCUGAUUCAACGACAGAAUAAACGUAUAGAUCUGACACUUCAUAUUAUUCGACGACGUGUGAAUGAAGCAGCUGCAAACGCGAUUGAAAGCACGGUGGAAACAUUUAGAAAACGCUAUCUCACCAAUGACGAUAGCCACAAAGAGACAGUAGAGAACGACAAAGACGAUAAUAUGAAUAGUGAUGGCGUGUUUCUAUGAUAGCAAUUGAUUUUUUUUUUUAUUAUUUUUAGUAUAGCUUUAGUUUUAUUUUACAUGUUUUUUUUUUUUUUUUUU